Messenger RNA from Wallemia ichthyophaga EXF-994, 852 nucleotides. Its product is annotated as Putative elongation of fatty acids protein 1. Gene Ontology annotation, molecular function: fatty acid elongase activity. The coding region runs from base 1 to 852 and encodes 283 amino acids. NCBI's taxonomy places the organism in Eukaryota, Fungi, Basidiomycota, Wallemiomycetes, Wallemiales, Wallemiaceae. The record is from RefSeq and is a predicted model, not a curated record. Gene Ontology annotation, cellular component: endoplasmic reticulum membrane. The transcript has a single exon. Gene Ontology annotation, biological process: fatty acid elongation, saturated fatty acid; sphingolipid biosynthetic process; very long-chain fatty acid biosynthetic process.
AUGGCACACGCGUAUAUACCCCAGCAGUAUCAUUUACCAACGUAUUUGCAGCAGUGGGUGCCUGGUAUAACGCCGUUGAGUACAUUAGAAGGGGUAGCAUCAGCGAUAGUAGCGUAUUUAGCGAUAAUAUUUGGUGGACGCGAACUGAUGCGUGGACGUGAGCCAUUCAAGUUGAAAAUAGCGUUUCAAUUGCAUAACACGGUGUUAUACGUGGGUAGUGGGGUAUUACUGGCUUUAAUGGCUGAGGAAGUGGUGCCGAUGAUCUACAAACAUGGCUUCUAUUACAGUAUCUGUAGUGAAGAAGCGUGGACAGAUAAGUUAGAGUUUUACUACAUAAUCAACUACUACUUCAAGUAUAUUGAAUUAAUAGACACGGUAUUCUUAGUGUUAAAGAAGAAGCCAUUGGCAUUCCUUCACGUAUUCCAUCACGCUGCUACAGCUGCUCUGUGUUACACCCAACUUGAAGGUAGAACAGCUGUUAGUUGGGUGGUUAUUUCACUCAAUUUGGCAGUUCACGUACUCAUGUACUACUACUACUACGCUACAGCUGGUGGUGCCAGAAUUUGGUGGAAAAAGUACCUCACUACAAUGCAAAUCACUCAAUUCAUUAUCGAUAUCUUCAUCGUUUACUUUGCAACUUAUCAACAUUACGGUUAUAGAUGGGGUUGGCCACACGUUGGUGAUUGUACUGGUAGUCGUUUCGCUGCUUUCUGUGGUUGUGGUUUACUCACCAGCUACCUCUUCCUCUUUAUCGCAUUUUACGUCAAAACUUACAAAUCUGUCGGUAGAAGGACGAGUGUUAAGAAGGCUGUUACUGAAGCUGGCACUGCACCAGUUCCAGUGUCAAAGUAG